Salvia splendens (bonfire salvia) is the source of this 6326-nucleotide messenger RNA. Its product is annotated as protein TSS. Gene Ontology annotation, molecular function: protein binding. Gene Ontology annotation, cellular component: cytoplasm. The coding region runs from base 248 to 5920 and encodes 1890 amino acids. The record is from RefSeq and is a predicted model, not a curated record. Lineage: Eukaryota; Viridiplantae; Streptophyta; Magnoliopsida; Lamiales; Lamiaceae. The transcript is spliced from 26 exons. Gene Ontology annotation, biological process: organelle organization.
ACCCCACCUCUCUCUCCAUAUCUCUUUCUCUAGCUCUUCUUCCAUUCUCUCUCUCUCUAGAUACUUGAAAAGCUUCAACACCUAAGUCUUUGAUGGUGCACUUUUUUUUCAUUACUAUUUAAACUUUACAUAUUCCUUCCAAAGUACAACCUUCUGCAGCUCUGCACAGCAGGGUACAACCUUCUUCUACAGAUUCUCAUUCUUCUAUUGGCGCUUAGAGUCUUCAUUCUAUCAAUCUAGUUUGGAGAUGGCACCGAAGAGUGGUCGCGGCAAGACGAAGGGAGACAAGAAGAAGAAGGAAGAAAAGGUUCUUCCAGUUGUUGUGGAUAUUAAAGUGAAUCUGCCGGAUGAGACUCAUGUUAUUUUGAAGGGAAUUUCUACGGACAGAAUCAUAGAUGUUCGUCGGUUAUUGUCUGUCUAUACAGUAACGAGCAACAUCACUAACUACUCGUUAUCUCACGAGGUGAGGGGCCCACGAUUAAAAGAUACGGUGGACGUGUCCACACUGAAACCCUGCACCCUCACGCUAGUGGAAGAGGACUACGAUGAAGAUAGCGCCACGGCGCACGUUAGACGGCUGCUGGACAUCGUCGCCUGCACGACGUCGUUUGGUCCGUCGCCGGAAAAGGUCACCUCUCCUACGGCGUCCUCCGUUGAUUCUAAGGGCGGAGAAGAGGCCAAAGAUGGCCGCGGAACUCAGGACGGAAAGGUUUCUAAGAAAGUGAGCAAGUCUCCCCGCGCGAAGAAUAAGAAACACAGUUCUCCGCCGUCGCUGCCGGCGGAUUCAAAUCCAAAGGAUGGGUCUGCAGCUGCGGUUGAUAGAGAAGGGGAGAUGAGCAACACUUCUCCGAAGCUUGGGAGCUUCUACGAGUUCUUCUCUCUCUCUCACCUCACGCCUCCUCUUCAAUUUAUAAGGAGGGCGGAGAGGAAAAGCAUCGAUGACCUUUCUGGUGAUGAUGAUCACCUUUUCUUUGUUGAGGUGAAAUUGUGCAAUGGCAAAUUGAUUUUUAUAGAAGCUUCCAGGAAAGGUUUUUAUGGCACUGGAAAGCAGCAGAUUUUUUGUCACAAUCUGGUUGACCUGCUGAGACAGCUCAGUAGAGCCUUCGAUAACGCUUAUGGUGAACUCAUGAAAGCAUUCUCAGAAAGGAAUAAGUUCGGAAACCUUCCUUUUGGCUUCAGAGCCAACACAUGGCUUAUCCCACCUGUAGCGGCACAGUCACCAUCUACAUUCCCCCCUCUGCCCACAGAAGACGAAAAAUGGGGUGGCAAUGGAGGUGGUCUAGGCAGAGAUGGCAAAAGUGACCUGCUACCUUAUGCAAAUGAACUUUUGUUUCUUGUAUCCAUGCCAUGCAAAACUGCUGAGGAGAGGCAAAUUAGAGAUAGAAAAGCUUUUCUGCUCCACAGUUUAUUUGUCGACGUUGCAAUUUUCAGGGCCAUUGCAUCUAUGAAACAUGUAAUGCAAACUCCAGAAUAUUCUAAUUCUUCUUCAAAAAGUCAAAUUAUGUAUACAGAGAGAGUUGGGGACUUGAGCAUAACUGUCAUGAAAGAUGCAUCUAAUGCUAGUUGCAAAAUCGAUACUAAGAUUGAUGGAGAACAAGCUAUAGGAUUGGAUGACAAGAAACUGGUCGAAAGAAACCUGCUUAAGGGGAUCACAGCUGACGAAAAUACGGCUGCUCAUGAUAUUGCCACUUUAGGUGUUGUAAAUGUGAGGCAUUGUGGAUAUAUUGCAUGUGUGAAAGUCCAAGGGAUGGACAAUGCAAGUGCAAAUACUCCAUUACGAAGCCAAUUGCUUCUUGAACAGCCUGAUGGUGGUGCUAAUGCCCUAAAUAUUGAUAGUUUAAGGGUAUUACUACAUGAAAAUGCUACAACUGAACAAAAUAAAGCAUCUGCACAUUCUCAAACAUUGGAAUCUGAGCAACUUGAAUAUUCCCAAGCAUUUGUUGAGAGACUGUUGCAAGACAGUCUGGGAGAGCUUUGCGAAGAAAAACGUGAUCUGGAUGCUUUUGUGAGAUGGGAACUCGGAGCCUGCUGGAUACAACAUUUACAAGAUCAGAAGAAAACAGAAAAAGAGAAGAAACUGUCUAAUGAGAAAACCAAAAAUGAAAUGAAGGUUGAGGGACUAGGAACACCGCUUAAAUCCCUUAAAAGUAGAAAGAAGACAUUAGAUGGAAGUGCGGUAGACCAACAAAAUGAGAUCGUUAAAUCUGCUGCUGAUGAUGUGAAGGAUGAAGCUGAAAAAACAUUGAAUGUGACAGAAUCUCAGAUUGAUAAUAGUGCCAUUGAAAAUGAGAUUAUGUUAAAAUCAUUGUUGUCUGAUGCUGCAUUCUCUCGAUUAAAAGAGUCAGAGACUGGACUUCAUGCAAAGUCGCUGCACGAACUGAUUGAGUUAUCCCAAAAAUAUUAUGAUGAUGUUGCACUGCCGAAACUGGUUGCAGAUUUUGGUUCUUUAGAGCUCUCACCAGUAGAUGGUCGGACAUUGACAGAUUUCAUGCAUACUAGAGGUCUUCGGAUGCGAUCACUUGGACAAGUUGUUAAGCUUUCAGAGAAGUUAUCACAUGUGCAAUCUCUUUGCAUACAUGAGAUGAUAGUACGCGCAUUUAAGCAUAUCCUGCAGGCAGUAAUAUCAGCAGUUGAGAAGCCUGAGAAAAUGGCAGCAGCAAUUGCAGCAGCAUUGAAUUUAAUGCUUGGAGUUCCUGAAAGUAAACAACCAGACCUGCCAUCUGGUGUCAAUUUCCUUGUGUGGAAUUGGCUUGAAGUGUUCCUUAUGAAGCGCUACGAAUGGAAUGUAAAGAAUUUCAACUAUGAAGACAUUAGAAAAUUUGCGAUCCUUCGUGGUUUAUGCCACAAGGUGGGUAUUGAACUUGUACCAAGAGACUUUGAUAUGAAAUCUGCACGCCCUUUUCAGAAGGAAGAUAUAGUCAGCCUUGUACCAGUGCAUAAGCAAGCGGCAUGCUCAUCCGCUGAUGGACGGCAACUCUUGGAAUCCUCUAAAACUGCCUUGGAUAAAGGAAAACUUGAAGAAGCUGUUAGCUAUGGAACAAAGGCCCUUGUAAAGUUGGUAGCAGUAUGUGGUCCUUAUCACCGCAUGACAGCUGGCGCUUACAGCCUUCUUGCAGUUGUUUUAUAUCACACUGGAGAUUUCAACCAGGCCACUAUCUAUCAGCAAAAAGCGUUGGAUAUCAAUGAGCGAGAGCUAGGUCUUGAUCAUCCUGAUACUAUGAAAAGUUACGGGGAUCUUGCUGUUUUUUAUUACAGGCUACAGUACACGGAAUUGGCUCUCAAAUACGUGAAGCGAGCAUUAUAUCUUUUACAUCUCACUUGUGGCCCAUCACAUCCAAAUACUGCGGCAACAUACAUAAAUGUGGCUAUGAUGGAGGAAGGCCUGGGUAAUGUGCACGUUGCACUAAGAUAUCUUCAUAAAGCGCUGAAAUGCAACCAAAAACUUCUUGGACCAGACCAUAUUCAGACAGCUGCAAGUUAUCAUGCCAUUGCAAUAGCCCUCUCAUUGAUGGAAGCAUACCCUCUAAGUGUUCAGCAUGAACAGACAACAUUGCAAAUACUUAGGGCAAAGUUGGGACCAGAUGACCUCCGAACUCAGGAUGCAGCUGCGUGGCUUGAAUACUUUGAAUCAAAGGCUUUUGAGCAGCAAGAAGCUGCUCGAAAUGGGACACGAAAGCCUGAUGCUUCUAUAGCCAGCAAGGGCCACCUAAGUGUAUCAGAUUUGCUUGACUACAUAGAUCCAAGUCAGGAUGCUAAAGGGAAAGAAGCCAUGGGAUCAAAGAGAAGAAAUCACAUAGCAAAGGCUAAGGAGAAAGUUAUUCAUGGCAAUCUAGCCACCUCAGAUACUGAAGUUCCCCCAAAAGUUUCCUUUACAAUGGAGGCAAAGGAAGAUGAACAAGUUCACAGCUCUGAUGCUGAGGCAGCUGAGAACAAUGCGUCUAUUUCUCAGCCCGUUCAGUCCGAAGACACUGUGAAAGAAUCUCCUGAUGAAAAACUUGUCCAGCCUGAACAGCCAUUAAUAAGGGAACCUCAAAUAAGAACUCCUGAUUCCAAUGAUGUAUCAUAUGAAACACUUGCUGAAGGAGAAGACGGGUGGCAGCCAGUUCAAAAACCAAGAUCAUCUGGCUUGUUUGGAAAACGACUAUGGCCGCGACGCCAGCAUGGAACUAAGAUUUUUAAUCAACAGAAGAAUGAUCUUGUUGCUGAAUUGGAACAUGCCACACUGAAGAAUAACCACCAAAGUGGAAAAUUUUAUGUUUUAAAGAAACGUGCAGUUCCUGCAGGAAGCAUAGCAGAAUAUUAUGUAGCAAAGACUUCAUCCCCAGGGGCUAAGUAUGGAAGGAAAGCUGUGAAAACUGUGGCAUAUAGGGUGAAGUCCGUGUCAUCAACCAACAUGGCCGGUACAGGGGAGAACUCCAAAAAUGAAGAUGAGACAUUAUGCUCUCCAACAGACUCAAGGCCGGUAUCUGCACAGAAAGAGGUUGGAACUGUUCCCAAGAGAAGUUCAAUAGUAAGUCUGGGUAAAUCUCCUUCAUAUAAGGAAGUAGCUCUGGCAGCACCUGGUACCAUAUCUAUGUUGCAGGUGAGACAUCCCGAGGAUGACGAACCUGAAGAACAGGACAAACAAGCCCAGGAAAAAUCUGUGUCCGCAGCAGAAAGUUCACAGAAUGAUCAAGAAGGCAACAUCCAGGAUUCAGUCAUGGGUUCCACAACUCAACUGAGAAAUGAAAACGAAGCUCUUGAAGAGAAAGAGGAAAUACACCCAGAUAGUGCAAAGAAUCAUGAAAAAUUGGUGGUUGUAUCAGAGUGUAUGGUAGAAGUGCAGUCCAGCCAUAAUGAGUCCAGUCAAAAUGAAGAGCUUGGUACUCACACAAAUAAUGUGUCAAAUUGUGCUCACUCUUCGUCGGAAACUUGUACUUCUACUAAAGAUCUAUUGGUCUGUAGAUCCAAUAAUGAUUCGCAAACCACUUUGCAAGGGGUAGAAGAACAGAAAUUAGAACUUCCAGUGACAUGUCCAGGUGACUCUAGAGAAGUUUCUAACAAGAAGUUGUCAGCUUUAGCAGCUCCAUACAAUCCAUCUGUCGUUAGUCCACGUGUUGCACCAUUGCCUUUGAAUAUUGCUCUCUCUUCUGGUCCAGGAGCUGUUCAACCUGUUGGUCCUUGGCCAAUAAAUAUGGGACUUCAUCAAGGACAUGCUACUCUUUUGCCCAGUCCAAUUUCCUCUCCUCACCACCCGUAUCCUUCGCCCCCAACAACACCAAACAUGCUCCACCCCUUACCAUUUGUGUACCCUCCUUACACACAGGCCCUGUCGCUACCACCUAGCACUUUCCAAUUAACCAGCAACCAGUUUCAUCAUGGUCAAUUUGCUUGGCAAUGCAAUGUACGUGCUAACACACAAGAAUACAUUCCUGUCACACUUUGGCCUGGCUGCCAUCCAUUAGAAUUUCCCUCACCAACAUUGGUUGAACCAAUUGCUAAACCUAUUCUGGAGGAAAAGGAACAAACCAUCAACUCAGAGAACCUAAAUCUGGGAUUACCGUUGGAUCUCGACUCUGGGAAUGAGUCAAAGAAAGAAAUAGAUCUUCCGGCAUCAGAGGCAGUGGAGAACUUAUGUGAUAAUGUGGAUCAAUCAGGUAAUGGGGAGGAAAUCAGUGAAUCCAAGUUCCAUGGUCUGCCCUUUGCUGUUAACCUUUUACAUAGCAGUAAUGGUCCAACUGAAGAAUCCGAGAGGUGCAAUGAUUAUCAUGUUCAGAGACAGCAGUGUAAGCCUGACAGUGAGAAAACAAUCAAUGUUUUAGUUAGAGGGAAAAGGAACAAAAAGCAUAUGUUGCGAAUGCCAUUAAGUUUGCUCAAACGACCAUAUAGUUCACAGCCAUUCAAAGUUGUAUAUAGUAGAGUUGUCAGAGAAACUUCCUAGUUCUCCGAGAUUGGAUUCCAAAGAGACCAGCUAAGCAAAUGCUACAUGAGGAGAUUCAUAUAAUACAGAAAGAUAGCUGAGAAGAGACUGGAUUACAUUUCAGUAAUGCGAAAGUGAUAAUACCUAAAUCAACUUUUGUAUAUGGAUGUUUGAUACAGGCAUGAGCACGUUGAUCAGCUGAUAAAGGUUCUCUUUGGAAAUUCUUCUAGGUCUAUUGCCUUCUUCAACCAUUCAGUAAAGGAGUUCGGGCAUAUUGAUAUAUUAUUUCCUUUAUUUUGAGAUAAAUUUUGACAGUGCGUAAUGGAUAUUUUGAAGUCCUGAUUAAUUCUUUCAUAGAAAGCAAUUCUGAUAUCAAUAUUUUGGAUAAUAUCAUCUCGGUGACAAUUUUUUGAUUCAGUGCUUGAUA